CCUGUUGCUCAAGUAACAACCUACCGCUUUAAGACGAUUCGCGACCGUAAGACCGGUAUCUCCCUGUGAAGGAUUUAAAGAACUUUCAUCUUACUCUGGUAGAUUUUAAAAUGGAUUGUAAUGAGAGUGUGGCUGUUAUAUUUGGGGAGGUGGCUAGGAUAAAAAAGGACUUGGAAAAAGGAAUUGCUGAAGUUAGGCAAGUGAAAGCUAACUUGAAAUCUACGGCCUCAGAUUUGAAAUCCCAGAUUCGUGACAGUGUCAGUCGCCAUAUAGAGGCAUUGAGAAAUAGAGAAACAUGGCUACUUCAACAGGUUGAGGUUGUACAGUGCAUAAAAGAUGGUGUUCUGCAAGAGCAGAUCGCUGCAUUUAACAAAGCUCUUGGAAGGAUCCAGUCAGUUUAUGCUUUGUUAGAACAGAACAGUGAGCUCCUUGAUGCUGAAACCUUGGAAGAUCUUGUGAAGGAAACUUUGCAAGAUGUUAGUUGCCUGAACUUAAGUCCUGAGGAAACCAAUGUAAUGAGCUUUGUUGCUCAUAAUUUUGAGCUUCAAGAAGUCAUACACAAAUUUGGAGCACUGCUUUCUGAUAGUCGUCUGGUGGAGGAGCAGAUAACAUUUAAAGAGUGGAUCAGAGAGAAUAAUGGUAAAAGUUCCCAGCAAGAUAUCCUGGGAGCCCCGUCUUCAGAAUUGAACAUCCAUGACUGGCUCAAUCAGAAUGCAGUGCUGGCCAGGAAAGCUCCAGAAAGUUCACUUUCUUUACCUCAGUAUCCCUUGGAGUACUGGCUAAGCAAAGCCAAACCACAAGGCAAGCAAACAGAAAAUGGAAGUAGUUUGCCAAGUGAAGACAAGGAAGAUGUGGCUGUGGUAAAUAUUGAAGCAACAGAGGCACAAAGGUGGCAUAAAGAUUCAUUGAUGACAACUACACCCCCUGAAAUGUCUUCAGGUUACUUUAAAAUUGUAAGAAUGUCUGAGUCAAGUCAGUGGCUCAGGAAUUCUGAAGGAACAGGAGAACCUUCUUCCUGUGCCACUCGGGAAACAUGUACGAAAACUGAUUCUGUGCUGGAUCUCGGAGAAUGGUUGAAGGAUGCAUCUACCACAGAGUCUUGUAAAGAUCAUGAAAGUCAUGCCAUGACUUCAGUCUUCACUGGUAUUGAGAAUCUCAAAGCACAUUUGGCUUCUCAGGCCAACCAACAAUGGCUGCUUCCUGGUAGGGAGAGCAUUUCUGAAGAAACAGGAGCAGAAGAGCUGAUAAGUAGUGGUAUGAAGUCCUACAUUGACUCCCUUCCAGUUGAGAGCAACUGCUGGCUGUUACCUUCAUCAACAAAUAAAGACAUUUGUGGCUGGCUGGCACGCACUUCCUAUGACCAAUGUAAGAAAUGCCCAGUUAUGUGUUCAAAAGGACUCUUUAAAGUCUUUGAUGAGAUUGCAAGUCCUCAGGAUGGUUGGCUUAUGUCACAAGAACUCUAUUGAGCCCUGAAAUUAAUGAAUAGUAAAUGUUCCAAGUUUGACAAUGAAAAAACAUUAUUCUAUUCUCCAAACUUUGGCAUUGAUCUAUGAACUCCAGUCCUAUGGUCACUGUGCGGUAUUUUAUUUUAUGAUGUAGUUUAUCAGGGGGUCACUCUAGCACUGAAAAAAGCUUUUUUACAGGAUAUAGGAGAGUAAGGGGCUAAAAUUUUAACAGUUUGAAUCAGUUUUUCUCAAUUCUGAUCUAAAACCAGUAUUAUCACCAUAUUAUGAUUCUUUUACUUGCUCUACAUGUAGCAAUACUUUGUCUAUUUUGAGGUGUUAUGUUCCCCAGAGGAACGUCUCCCUUCCGUCAGGUUUACUUAACAAACAGGGAAUCCAUGUCAACACAUAAUAUUACUAUAACGAAAUGAGCAAAUUAGCUUUGCUUUCAAGACACAGGUUUCUGUUACCCAGUUUGGCAUGGAAUUGCAUUAAGGUGGAGAUUAAAUGUUAAAAAAAUUAAGCUUGUGUUCUAGAUGUGAUGAACUCUGUUCAUUCUAAACAGUAAUUAAGGGGUGCUUUAAGACGGGAUAUUUAAUUGAUUAGAUUUCAUUACAAUUUGAACACAAUUAUGUUUAAACAUUUGUUUGAGCAGUAUUUUAAUAGGAGAUUCAGACUAGUGUAAUUGAAUCUUUGUUUUAAAAGAUGUCAUGUAACAUUUUUGAAUUCCCAGGGUACUGUUAAUUAUCCAUUGUAAGUUGUAUCUAAGAAUGACGUGAUAAGCUGUCUUAGUGAUUUGAAUUUAGUUUCUAAAUGAAUGCAUAUACUCCAAUUUUAUUGGAAGUUUUGUGCAACGAAAAUCAGAGAUUUUAAAAUUAUAUAUAGAGCGAGAUUUGCAGCAAAGUUGCAAGGUUUGGAAGUGUAAGAGGACUUGUUAGAUGUAUGGUGUUCAUGCAUGCUUGUAGAAGAAUGUGGAUGAGUUUCACCAAUGUAUCGUUGACUUAUAAUGUAGUUUCUUAUACGAACCAGCCUUUACCAGGCAACUUACAUGUAUAGUUUUCUGAAAGUUAGUCUGCCAUGGUAACAAGCAUGUCAGUGAGAAUUCUGGCUCUAUCUAGUGAAUAACCUAGUGGAGCCUUAGAUAUUUUGUGCCCUGUUUGAUACUUUGAGUUUAUAUUGGGGCGGUGUUGUAAAAAGAAAAGCAUAGUUUGUUCAGUAAAAGAGCCAAGAACUCUCA
Messenger RNA from Pocillopora verrucosa, 2679 nucleotides. RefSeq names its product nuclear receptor coactivator 4-like. The record is from RefSeq and is a predicted model, not a curated record. Gene Ontology annotation, biological process: response to hormone; intracellular iron ion homeostasis. NCBI's taxonomy places the organism in Eukaryota, Metazoa, Cnidaria, Anthozoa, Scleractinia, Pocilloporidae. Gene Ontology annotation, molecular function: transcription coactivator activity.